Messenger RNA from Ricinus communis (castor bean), 2554 nucleotides. RefSeq names its product MLO-like protein 6. The record is from RefSeq and is a predicted model, not a curated record. Gene Ontology annotation, cellular component: membrane. Gene Ontology annotation, biological process: defense response. Lineage: Eukaryota; Viridiplantae; Streptophyta; Magnoliopsida; Malpighiales; Euphorbiaceae.
CGGCGAUAAAAUAAUGAUCAAGAAAAUGGACCCUACUUUUCUAUUUUCGAUAUCAUUAGUCAAAUUAAUCUGUGCCUUUGAAUUAUUUGAUCAAGUCAAGUGAUCUCCUGUCAAUUUUUUUUUAUUUAUUUCUUUUCUUUUUCUUUUUUGCCCUUUUUCUCUCUGUUUCUGUAACGCGUUCACAAAGUCAAAGUUUUCCACCUUUGCCCCUCUUAUCUUUUCUCUUUUUCCUUUUCUUAUUUUUCUUUCUUUCAUGCUUCAAAUAAAUGAUUUAAUUUUUUGUUUCUUUCCUUAAAUUCACCCACUUCCCUUUUCCUAUAUAUCUCCAAACUGAAAUGAAUUUGCCUACUAUACCUCUCUCUCUCUCUCUCUCUUAGUUAAUUUUACGUAACUUCAUCACUUCUUAGUGGACUCCUUGCACUAGCUCUUCUUGAUAAUACACAGAAGUGUUUGCUGGGUCUCUUGAUCUUUUUCUUUCUGUCAAGAACGGGUAAAAAAGGUUGCUUCCAUGGCAGGAGGUGGUGGAGGAAGAUCUUUAGAGGAAACGCCAACAUGGGCAGUUGCUAUAGUUUGUUUUGUUUUAGUUUUAAUCUCGAUAAUCAUUGAAUACAUCAUUCAUCUUAUAGGAAAGUGGUUAAAGAAGAAACACAAGAGAGCCCUUUAUGAAGCACUUGAAAAGAUCAAAUCAGAACUGAUGUUAUUAGGAUUCAUAUCACUGCUCCUAACGGUGGGACAAGGUGUAAUUUCGAAAAUAUGUAUACCAGAAAGUGUUGGAUCGACAUGGCAUCCAUGCAGCAAGAAGGAAGAAGAAGAAAUAGAUAAGUCUGAAGAGACACAAACAAGUGAAGAUUAUGAAAACCGCAGGAGACUUCUCAUGAUAUCGGAUUCCGGCGGACGGUUUCGGCGGUUCUUGGCCGGUGAAACCACAGACCAAUGUGGUGAGGGUAAAGUCCCGUUUAUGUCGUCAGAUGGGAUUCAUCAACUGCAUAUUUUCAUAUUCGUGUUGGCCGUCUUCCAUGUGCUGUAUUGUGUUCUCACAAUGGCUUUGGGCAGAGCCAAGAUGCGACGUUGGAAAUCAUGGGAAAAGGAAACAAGAACGGCUGAAUACCAGUUCUCACACGAUCCAGAAAGAUUCAGGUUUGCAAGAGAAACAUCAUUUGGGAGAAGGCACUUGAGCUUCUGGACCAAGACACCAGUCCUUAUUUGGAUAGUUUGUUUCUUUAGGCAAUUUGUGAGGUCGGUUCCUAAAGUUGAUUAUUUGACCUUGAGACAUGGUUUUAUCAUGGCACAUUUGGCACCUCAAAGCCAUAUGAAAUUUGAUUUCCAAAAGUAUAUAAAUAGGUCACUGGAAGAGGAUUUCAAGGUUGUUGUUGGAAUAAGCCCACCAAUCUGGUUCUUUGCUGUCUUUUUCUUACUCUUCAACACUCAUGGCUGGUAUUCUUAUCUAUGGCUUCCAUUUAUUCCGCUAAUUAUAAUUCUGCUGGUGGGGACAAAGCUACAGGUGAUUAUAACAAAAAUGGCACUUAGAAUCCAAGAAAGAGGAGAGGUUGUGAAGGGAGUGCCAGUGGUUCAGCCUGGCGAUGACCUCUUUUGGUUCAACCGUCCUCGCCUUAUUCUUUACCUUAUCAAUUUUGUACUGUUUCAGAAUGCCUUUCAGCUUGCGUUCUUCGCAUGGAGUUGGAAGGAAUUUGGGCUAAAAUCCUGUUUCCAUGAACAUUCGGAGGAUAUAAUCAUCAGAAUUUCAAUGGGGGUCCUCAUACAGAUACUUUGCAGCUAUGUCACCCUUCCUCUCUAUGCCCUUGUGACACAGAUGGGUUCAUCAAUGAAACCAACAAUAUUCAACGAAAGAGUAGCCGCAGCUCUAAGAAAUUGGCACCACACUGCUAAGAAACACAUUAAACAAAACAAAGGGUCCGUGACCCCUAUGUCCAGUAGACCCGCCACACCAUCUCAUCACAUGUCCCCGGUGCACCUACUCCGCCACUACCGGAGUGAAAUGGAUUCCCCUAGACGAUCAAACUUUGGUUGGGAAACAGACUCCCCGUCUCCAUCUCACCCAGUUUAUGGUGAUGGUUCGUCAUCUCACAACCCAAAUCACGGAGAUGGUUCGUCAUCAUUUCGCCAUCAAAACCAACAGCAAAUCGAAUUAGGUUACGUAGAUUAUGAUAAGGAUGAUAAUGAGCCAGGUCCAAGUCAAGUGGCACCAGCUCCUGAACCGGUUAGCACCCAGCAUGAAAUUAAUAUUGCGCCGACGUCGAAGGAAUUCUCUUUCGAUAAGAGACCGAGUAUAUAAGUAAAGGGGUAGAGCUAUUUUCUUGGAGUAAAAAGCCACUUCCACGCAUCAAAAUACUCUUUGUUGAUAUGAACAAUUUAGAUGCGUUGAACUAAAUUGCUAUACAAUUACAAGGGAGGAUGAGGCCACAAAUUUUGCAUCGCCUUGUAUAUAUAUAUAUAUUUCUUUUAUUUAUUUUAUUUUAUUUUCCUAUUUGGAAAAUAUGGUAGGAACAAAUAUUAGAUAUAAUGACAAAAAUUUCCAUUAUUUUUUUAUUAAUUA